AUGGUCUGGUGGAGGUCGUCGUUGCUUGUGCUCCUGGCGGCUGUAGCAAGCGGCCAGGCCAACGACUUGGAGCGCAGCCAUGGAAUCAGAGGACAGCAACCUCUCACUUCCAAUGCGCAGUCCAGCUCCAGACCAAAUAUUGUCUUCAUCUUGACUGAUGAUCAGGACCUGCGCAUGAACUCUCUGUCUUAUAUGCCCCAUGUGAAGGAGCACCUCAUUGACCAAGGCACAUUCUUCCAGCGCCAUUACUGCACCAUUGCGCUCUGUUGCCCGUCACGCGUGAGCUUGUGGACAGGGAGAGCAGCUCAUAACACCAAUGUCACCGAUGUCAAUCCUCCCUAUGGUGGCUAUCCCAAGUUUGUCAGCCAGGGCUUCAAUGAGGCAUGGCUUCCCGUCUGGCUGCAAGAUGCUGGCUACAACACGUAUUAUACGGGCAAGCUCUUCAACUCCCACGGCGUGAACAACUACGACUCGCCGUUUGUCAACGGUUUCAUUGGUUCCGACUUUCUCCUGGACCCUCACACCUAUGAAUACCUAAACGCCAGCUUCCAGCGAAAUCGAGAGCCCCCUGUCAGCCAUGAGGGAGAGUAUUCCACCGACGUCCUCGCCAGGAAGGCGUAUGGAUUCCUGGAAGAUGCCAUCUCGGAGCAGAAGCCGUUCUUCUUGACAAUUGCCCCCAAUGCUCCUCACAGCAAUGUCAAAUUUGAGGAGAGUUGGUUCAACGGGAGUGCUUCGGCUCAUACAAUCACGACCACUCCCCCCAUCCCGGCUGACAGGCACAAACACUUAUUCCAAGAUGCUGUGAUCCCGCGCACUCCAAGCUUCAAUCCAGACGAGCCUCACGGCGUUUCCUGGAUCAGCACUUUGCCCAAGCAGAACAAGACAAACGUUGAUUUCAACGACGAGUUCUAUCGCAACCGAUUACGUGCCCUCCAAGCGGUCGAUGAGAUUGUCGAUGGUGUCGUCGCUCGUUUGAAAGAGCAUGGGAUACUCGACAAUACUUACGUGUUCUACUCGACCGACAAUGGCUACCACAUAGGUCAACACCGUCUGCAGCCGGGCAAGGAGUGCGGCUAUGAAGAAGACAUCAAUAUCCCCUUGAUUGUCCGUGGUCCUGGCAUACCAAGAGGGAAGUCGAGUGAACUUGUAACCUCCCACACGGAUCUGGCGCCUACCUUUCUGUCUCUGGCGGGCGGGCAAAUUCGAUCGGACUUCGACGGCAGCAUAAUUCCUUUGACUGCCAAUCAACUCGAUGAUGACUCUGUCGACACACGCGGAGAGCAUGUGAACAUUGAGUACUGGGGCUUUGCACUUGCAGAGGGCAAAUACGGGAGUGCAAUGUACUGGAACAACACCUACAAGGGACUUAGAGUGAUCGGCACCAACUAUAAUCUGUACUACAGUGUGUGGUGUAGUGGUGAACACGAACUCUAUGAUUUGAGGAACGAUCCUUACGAGACACAUAAUCUGUUCAAUUCGAAUCACUCUUCUAUCUUCGAAGUUCCGACCACAGCGCCGGCCACUCCGCCAACUGUCACCACUUUACAACACCUCAUCUCUCGGCUGGAUUCGCUGGUCAUGGUUCUCAAGACAUGCAAAGGACGGACUUGUACACACCCGUGGGAGACACUCCAUCCCCACGGCGAGGUAGGCAACCUGCAAGAUGCCCUUGAUGCACGCUACGACGACUUCUAUGAGCUCCAGCAGGAAAGAGUUCGGUUCGAAAAGUGCGAGAAGGGCUACAUCCUAGAGAGUGAAGGGCCUCGGCAUGUGAAGGCAUUUUCACCUGGAGAUCAUGGACCCAGAGGAGGAGUGCAUUGGAGUGAGCUAGUAUAA
Fonsecaea nubica is the source of this 1836-nucleotide messenger RNA. RefSeq lists its product as hypothetical. The transcript has 4 exons. NCBI's taxonomy places the organism in Eukaryota, Fungi, Ascomycota, Eurotiomycetes, Chaetothyriales, Herpotrichiellaceae. The coding region runs from base 1 to 1836 and encodes 611 amino acids. Gene Ontology annotation, molecular function: N-acetylglucosamine-6-sulfatase activity; glycosaminoglycan binding; arylsulfatase activity. The record is from RefSeq and is a predicted model, not a curated record. Gene Ontology annotation, biological process: phenol-containing compound metabolic process.